GCUGCCGACCUUAGAAACGAGAGUAUCGUUGAGCAUUUCGUGCGGUAUGUCCGUACCAGGCCUGGCCACAGCCAGUGACAGCAAUUGAUAGACGAAUUAAUUUUUUUGCGGACUGAUGUCGAGAACAACAAGAAGAAAUAAUUGAGACGUUUCACAGUUGGUGCCGUAUGUCGUUGUGUUCCGGUGAAUAAUAGAGAUCGCAGGAGAAAGGAAUACGCCAACGGAACGUGUCUCUCCUCGUAUUAAGAUUGAAAUUGUCGACUGUAGUGGCUACGGCUCACGAGACUCUUAGACACAGGGAAAUAAUUUCCAUGAUCGUUCGCUCGGAAUAGCAAUCGUCGUUGUUGUAAGAGUUCCACUUGUGCUCAAAUUCAUACAAAACAUUGGACCGAAGAGGACCGCUUUCGGAACUAGAUGAGAAAAUGUCCACGGCUUUGCUCGCCGUCUUUGCUGUUAUCCUCUGCAUCCUCUUCAGAAUUCUGAAUGUUAACAGUGCGCCCAAGAAGCCGGUUGUGCUUUGUCAGGAUGAAGCUUUCCUCACGACAAUCCUUAAAAUUUCACCCGUUAUAGCCGAACCGUACAAACCAACGCGGCUAUGGGGUUUCAGUGGACACGUGCAGACAAUCGUUCACAGUAUUAUAGGACGCGUACGGUGUCCAUGGCCAAUUGGGGAAAGAGUGUACAUUACUCUGCCUGACGAUUCCACUCUGACCUAUGACCUCUACCAACCACUCACGAAUGGCCACGAAGAUGACAUAACGAUCGCAAUCUGCCCUGGCAUUGGAAAUAGCUCGGAGAGCGUUUACAUCAGAACGUUCGUGCAUUUUGUUCAGUGUCACGGGUAUAGGUGUGCUGUACUUAAUCACAUCGGAGCCCUUUCGAGUGUCCAGGUCUCUGCGCCCCGGAUAUUCACGUAUGGACACACUGACGAUUACCACGUAAUGCUUCAAAGUCUCGUGGAUAAACAUCCCAACACAAGGAUAGUCUGCAUCGGAUUUAGUUUGGGAGGAAAUCUAGUAACCAAGUAUAUGGGCGAGAGAGGCUCGAAUAAGUUAGCGAAUAUUAUCGGUGGCAUCUCUGUUUGUCAAGGCUACAAUGCUAUCGAGGGUACAAAGUUCCUAUUGAACUGGCAGAACUUCAGACGCUUCUACCUCUACGUUAUGACCGAGUCUGUGAAGAACAUCAUCCUCAAACAGAAGAGCGUCCUUUUGUCGGAGGACGUGAAACAGAGGUACAGCCUCAACGAACGCGACAUCAUUUCUGCGGCUACUCUGCCAGAGUUGGACGACGCUUAUACGCGGAAGGUACACAACUUUAGGUCUGUAAAAGAACUUUACAAGUGGAGCAGCUGUGAGUUCUAUCUAGAAAAUAUUACCACGCCUAUGGUAUUCAUCAAUGCUCUUGAUGAUCCGAUUGUUCCUGAGCAGCUUCUACGACCAAUCAAAGAUUUCGCAUCCAGCCAUUCUAACGCGCUCUACAUCGAAUUAGCACAUGGAGGCCAUCUUGGUUUCUACGAGGGAGGUUUGCUGUAUCCAAAUCCCAUAACGUGGUUGGAUCGCACUUUGGUAUCAUUAGUGGGAUCUUUAACCUUGGUACACGCAGACAGAGCACUCAAGGUCUCUUAAUAGAUUCAACAACAUUUUACAUCUUCAACGCUUCGUCUUCAGAGUUCCAUCAAUUUUUCAACGUUGCUUUGGACCUUUGAACUUUGGAGUGAAAUGGUGUACUCUGCAUUUCUAUGCAGGGAACGAUGGCGGUUAAAACUCUAUAACACGAUAAAGUUUUCGGAAUAAAUGAUUAUUCGUGAAAGGAACAAAUAUAUAUACCAUAUAUAUAUGCUUGGUUAUUCAGCCCACACGCACCACCUGAUGUGUUUUUAUCAUAAGCAUCAAAUGAGCGCACUAACUGCAGAUGGUGCACUUGGUCUGAGAAUCUUGCAAUUUCUCAUUAACUGCUCGAACAACACUUUUUUUUAAACUAAGUAUAGUUUGAAAUCUUUUUUCGGGAAUUCUUAAGAAAGUCGUCACAGAAGUAUUUUUGAACUGCAAUUAUCUUUUUCGAAAACGCAAAGUAAGCCUACAUUUAUCCCGGAAACUUAGAUUCUCGUAGGGAUCCUAAUCAGAAAAUACGAUUUAUUCGACUCGGAAAGUUUAAAAGUAUUCAUCAAUUCUCAUGGAUCGUCGGGGAAUUGUAACGACUCACAUGUCAAAUGUAUUUAUUACUAAAUACAAAGCAUAUUUUGCAAUUGUCCAUAAAUUAGUUGCGUUUGGAGCAACGAGCUGUAAGGAAUAUUCAAUGUGUUUCUGUAUAUGUAUACAGAAACUACAGUCGCAGAAGUUCCAGUUGUUUUUCCAGAGUUAUUAAUUUUGACAGUAACAAGACUGGACGUUUUGCGGCGAUAGUACACAUAUUAUAUUACAGUUAAGAGAUAUUUAUAGUUUAUCGUACAAUAGAUUUAGAGAGGACCAUUCAUCUGAUUGGGUUGACAAAUCUUGUACCGGUUGUACGGUAAUGAUUUGUCUUUCAACGAUUUAUUCAGACGAAAAAUUCUCUUCCAUAUAUAUUUCUGGUAAUUGAAUAAUUUAUUUAGCCUUUUGGAUGCUAAGGAUCCAACUUGCGAGUCCAUUGGUUAAUUUCAUUUUGCAGUUUGAUUUCCAAAUUAAAAGUCGACAUCGGCGAAGGGCCAGACAAAUUUAAUAAGUUUAAUUAUUUGAGACAUCUUGUUUGAAAGGAUCUUUCUACGGACUUUUCGAAUACGGCGAUACCAGAAUGAGCAAUAUUAUUGUAAUUAUACCGAUGGUACAAAUAAGACAACACAAUGUCAUCCAUUGACUCUCAUCGAUGAAACCAUUGAUUCCGGAAUGGUCAGUUUAUCCGUAGACACAUGAAGCGUAUAAUGUACCUGGAUCACUGAAUUAUUGUAAUAUAUUCAUUUGUAGAGCGUGCCUAGCGUUGUGCUUUUCUAUUUUCACUUUGCGCAAUGAUAACGUUAGAUAGUCAAUCCCCAUACGAGGCCUACGAGCAUUCUAUGAAACAAAUGAACUUUUUUUUCAUUUCUUUCUCAAGUGCACGCAACAACGAAUGGAAAAAUGAAAACGUUGAUGCGAUUGCAGCGAUGCAGAUAGAAAUCAACGUAGCACUGCUGAGGAGAGUAGAAUACUUGAGUUGCUUCUCAAAACAAUUAUUAUUGAGAGUUUGUAAUAUUUCUAGAAACUAAUAAUAAAUAACUCGAUUGUGAUUAACGUUAAUAAACAAUGUAUCGAUA
This is a messenger RNA of Cephus cinctus (wheat stem sawfly), 3265 nucleotides long. It is a transcript of the gene Hydr2, whose product is annotated as abhydrolase domain-containing protein 2. Gene Ontology annotation, molecular function: monoacylglycerol lipase activity; acetylesterase activity. The transcript has 7 exons. Gene Ontology annotation, biological process: medium-chain fatty acid catabolic process; acylglycerol catabolic process; medium-chain fatty acid biosynthetic process. Gene Ontology annotation, cellular component: sperm plasma membrane; sperm flagellum. The record is from RefSeq and is a predicted model, not a curated record. The coding region runs from base 423 to 1625 and encodes 400 amino acids. NCBI's taxonomy places the organism in Eukaryota, Metazoa, Arthropoda, Insecta, Hymenoptera, Cephidae.